Dovyalis caffra is the source of this 423-nucleotide messenger RNA. The record is from the annotation of a GenBank genome assembly. Lineage: Eukaryota; Viridiplantae; Streptophyta; Magnoliopsida; Malpighiales; Salicaceae.
AUGCGGAGCUUGGUAGUUUGUGGAACAACAUCCAAGGUGGUUUGCAAGUCGGCAUUGGUUGGAGAGAUUUAUGCCUUAAAGGAAGCAGUUGGGGUAGCUAAACAAACACGGAAUAGGAGUAGGAAGGUCACAAUGGAAAUCACUUUACUAGAAAACUCUCAUGAGGAGCCUGCUUGGGGAGCUGAAGCAUUGAUUCAAGAGAUUAGGAAUUUAGUUGAGGUAUCUCUGCAAUUUGCUAGCCGAUUGGUUGCAGUGGCAGUGAGAGGUCCUCAAUGUCAUGUUAGCUGGGUGUCAUGGCCUCCAAAUGUUUUGUAUCUUUUGCUGCCGAAGGAAUUUCCUCUGCAUAGAAUUGAAGUCAUUUCUGCGGUUCAAAAAAUCAACAGACCAACCCCCACCCACCCCACCCCUCUCAAUCUUAGCUGA